AGAAAAAAAACAGUGAAGCUGAAAUAAGUUAAUUCCAUUUCCCACUUUGUGUUUCACACGUACACAGCCCUUCUAAUGUUGGUGUUCCUGUUUCACCUGUAACACUGCAGAGGAACUCUGAUUCAUUUGCAUUUAUUUCUUGAACUGAAGCUGGAAUACACUACCUGUUGUUGACCAAUGACACAUACUGAUUUGACUGGUAAAUGUGAUGUGUGAAAGAUAUGUACAUUCAUAUGUUCCUUGAUGCAUUUCAAUACUACAUCAUCAGUUGGCACAACAGUUAAUCCAAAUUCAUCCCGUUACACGAAUUCAUUCUAUUAUGCUUUCAUAAAAAAAAUAAAAAAAAACACCUUCCUGUUGCAGAUAAAGAGAAGUAAUUUGAUAUCAACUUAGUAAUAAUAACUUCUCCUGUUCCCACGUUCAGGUCUGUACUCCUAUAAGGACGGUCACAUUAUAUCGUGACUUCAUUUACAGUGUAAAGGUGGAUGUCACCUACAACACGGAGGGGAUGAGAGCUCAUGUGUUUCCUGCUCCGCCUUCUUCUGCCUGAUUACGCAUUUUCUUGGUGUUUGUUGGUGAAAUGCAGUUUUGAGCAGGAAGGGAAAACUUGCCUUUGACAAAACCUCGCUGCAGACUUUUCAUGUUUGGGAGUAGAAUUGCUUUCCUGCAGAUUUCUUCAUCCUGAGAGGGCAUUUGGACAUUAUUGGAGUCUGCCAUGUCUUCUUAUACAGUGACUAUUGCCACAGGAAAUAUGUGGUUCGCAGGGACAGAUGACUAUAUCUACAUUACACUGGUGGGCACAGAGCAAUGCAGCGAGAGAACGCUGUUGGACAAACCUCUGUACAAUGACUUUGAGAGAGGGGCGGUGGACUCCUAUAACGUGAGAGUUGGGGAGGACCUGGGUGAGAUUGUGUUGGUGAAGAUCGAGAAGAAGAAGUACUGGAUGCACGAUGACUGGUACUGCAGGUACAUCACAGUCAAGACCCCAUCUGGAGACUAUGUGGAGUUCCCCUGCUUCCGCUGGCUGGUGGAUGACAAGGAAGUGGUGUUGCGAGAUGGACGAGCAUAUCUGCCUCAGGACGACAAGACCAGCGUGGUCAAACAGCACCGACAAAAAGAGCUGGAUUUGAGGAGAAAAACCUACAGAUGGAGGGAAUGGCAGCCAGGCUUUCCUAUGAGCAUAGAUGCUAACAGACACAAGGAUUUGCCACGGGACAUCCAGUUUGACAGUGAGAAAGGAGUGGACUUUGUCCUGAACUACAGUAAGGCAAUAGAGAACCUGUUUGUGAACCAGUUCAUGCACAUGUUCCAGUCUUCCUGGAAUGACUUUGCUGACUUUGAGAAGAUUUUUGUGAGAAUCAAAAACACAAUCUCAGAGUAUGUGAUGCAACACUGGAGGGAGGACUUCAUGUUUGGAUACCAAUUUCUAAAUGGCUGCAACCCCGUAAUGAUCCAAAAAUGCACCAAACUUCCUGACAAGUUUCCUGUCACUCAUGAGAUGGUUUCUGUCAGCCUGGAGAGGGAGCUGACUCUGGAGGAGGAAAUAGAGGCAGGGAACAUCUACAUAGUAGACUACGAUGUGCUGGAGGACAUCACUGCUAAUUGCACAGACCCUUGCACGCUGCAGUACCUGGCAGCUCCCAUUUGUCUGCUCUACAAGAACGCUCAGAACAAGAUCCUGCCCAUAGCCAUACAGCUUGGCCAGACUCCUGGUAAGAACACCCCGAUCUUCCUGCCCACUGAUGGUCAGUAUGACUGGAUGCUGGCUAAGAUCUGGGUGCGCUCGGCUGAUUUCCAGUACCACCAGACCAUCACACACCUGCUCAGGACACAUCUGAUGACAGAGGUGUUUGCGAUCGCCAUGUACAGGCAACUCCCUGCUGUUCACCCUGUGUAUAAGCUGCUUAUCCCACACAUUCGUUUUACCAUUGCCAUCAACACCAAGGCCAGAGAGCAGCUCAUCUGUGAGUGUGGCAUCUUUGACAAGGCAAAUGCAACAGGUGGAGGUGGUCACGUCCAGCUGGUGCAGAAGGCCAUGAAGUCUCUGACCUUCAGGUCUCUGUGCUUCCCUGACAUGAUCAAGUCCCAUGGCAUGGACAGCAAGGAGGAGCUGCCCACAUACUUCUACAGAGAUGAUGGCUACAGGGUAUGGGAGGCCACAAAGAGUUUCGUGUCUGAUGUGGUGCAUAUUUAUUACACCAGCGAGGAGAAGGUGCAGGGAGACGAUGAAAUUCAGGCCUUCAUUAAAGACGUGUGCAGCUUCGGGAUGCAAGACUUCGAUCACUGUGAGUUUCCCAAGUCUGUGAAAUCACGUGAGGAGCUGACAGAGUACCUGACCGUCAUUGUGUUCACUGCCUCGUCUCAGCAUGCAGCUGUCAACUUUGGACAGUAUGACUGGUGUUCCUGGAUCCCCAACGCUCCUUCUACCAUGCGGAGGCCCCCACCCACCCAGAAGGGUGUGACAGACGUGAACUUGAUCAUCGAGAGCCUCCCUGACCGCGGUCGCUCCAGCUGGCACCUGGGGGCCGUCUGGGCCCUCAGCCAGUACCAGGAGAACGAGCUGUACCUGGGCAUGUAUCCUGACGAGCACUUCAUAGAGAAGCCAGUGAAGACGGCCAUGGAGAAGUUCAGGAAGCAGCUGGCAGAGAUAACCCGCGCCAUCAAGAUUAGGAAUGAGGGAAAGAAGCUGCCAUACUACAACAUGUCCCCUGACAAAAUCCCCAACAGUGUUGCUGUUUGAGGAAUAAACGUCAUGAUCAUGUCUCCACUUAAUAUUUUACAUUGAGGUUCUGCUGGUGUUACUGAGCGGUCAAAACAUGCUGUUAGGAAACUCUUGUGUGUGUGAUUUUGAUAUGACUGUAGAUUUAAAUCCAUGUGUUGACCAAAAACCCAGUUUCCAAACCUCAGCUUUGUUUCUCAAUUGUUUUCUGUCAUUUAUUCGGGUGGAAAUUGGAUUAAAUUUUAUUCCAUGGAGGUGCCAAUUUAAAUGUGUUUUAUAGCUGUAUAGCUCCUUUGUCAGGAGUGUAAAGUAAAGGAGUGUCACCCACUGUGAAAAAUAAAAAGUUACAUUGCUAUACAUCUGAUCUUACUUAUGCAACAUUAACCUUUGACCUUCUUUUAUCUUUUGUAACAGUGUCACUGUCACUAAGAAAUCCUGUUACCUUUACAUUUAAAUUCAGAACACAUGAAAAAGACACAAACCAUUAAAAGUAACUUAAUUUUUA
Molecule: messenger RNA, 3224 nt
Organism: Seriola aureovittata
Lineage: Eukaryota; Metazoa; Chordata; Actinopteri; Carangiformes; Carangidae
Gene: alox5a
Product: arachidonate 5-lipoxygenase a
Exons: 14
Coding region: 716-2740 (674 amino acids)
Biological process (GO): lipid oxidation; linoleic acid metabolic process
Cellular component (GO): nuclear envelope
Molecular function (GO): iron ion binding; arachidonate 5-lipoxygenase activity; protein binding
Source: RefSeq, a predicted model, not a curated record